Messenger RNA from Teleopsis dalmanni, 794 nucleotides. RefSeq lists its product as uncharacterized. NCBI's taxonomy places the organism in Eukaryota, Metazoa, Arthropoda, Insecta, Diptera, Diopsidae. The record is from RefSeq and is a predicted model, not a curated record. The coding region runs from base 129 to 641 and encodes 170 amino acids. The transcript is spliced from 2 exons.
ACGUACAGCACUGUUGCAAGAAUUUUUAGCAAUGGAAUUUAAAAUUUAUUUUUGAAAUGUAAUUAUUUAUUUUUGGACUUGAUUUGGAAACUGCUAAAUUUUAUUUCGGGAAUAAAAAAUAAUUUGCAAUGGCUACCUAUUGCAAACGUCGAAAACCAGGAACCUGUAAGCGCUUGACAAAGUAUUCCAGAACAAAUGUGGACAAGAUGAUGAGUGCAAAAGUGUGUUGCCAAAAUUGCGGCAGGGAACUUGGUGGUAAUGAGAAGGAAACCAAGGUCGAUGACUUAAACUCCAAAAACGGAAGUACUAAUAGUACUGAAAAAAUUAAAAAAAAUUCUGUAAAUUUGGAAAAAAGCAAUUUAUAUACACCAACAAUGAAUUCCAUCAGCGGAGAUAUGGAUGAUAUGACUGAUGCAGCAUAUAACGCAAAAUUACGUAAAAAAACUCGAAAAGAUAUAGAACUUGAACAACAUUUUAUUGCUAGAUGUCAGAUGACCAAGAGACUCAAUUUUUGUCGUCACCAAGUAGUUUUCAAGAAUCUUAUUCCUUUAGACGUUGAUGAAGCCAUUGAAUAUAUGAAGAAAAAUCCUAAACUAUUUCCAAAAACCAAAGAUAAUAGUAAACCAAUGUGGAGAUGGUAGGAAGAAAUCCUGUACACAUUUGAUGAUUUUUGUUUGUUGACCUCAAAAAAAUUUGUUGUUUGCAGGACAACAUGUGCAUUAUAUACACAUAUAUAUGCAUUAUACAAAUUAUGACGAGCCUUCAUGACAUUAUUAUUCCUGAAAUAAAAAAAA